CAUUAGUAAAUCGAUUCUAUUAAAAAAUUCAUUGCAAAAGCAAUUUAUGUUUUCCCUCAUUUUCGUCUCUUGAAAUAAGAAAACUAAGGAGAUUUGCUCCACUACCAUGUAAUGGCUUCUGCCCAUGCAACAUCCCCUCUAAUUCAAUGUACCAAUUUCCAUACAAACAAACCCUUAUGGAUGUCUUCACCCUCUUACACCCACCUCCUCACCCAUCCCUCCCUCUUCCCUCUCCUCCAAACCUGCAAAUCCAUGAGAGAAUUGCACCAAAUCCAUGCGCAAAUACUCACAUCAGGCUUCUCUCACAACCCGUAUGCUCUAAGUAGCAUACUAGAAUUCACAGCUAUAUCACCCUCAGGAAGCCUUGACUAUGCACUCCAAAUAUUCAAUUCAAUUGAUUCCCCAACUGUCUUUUAUUGGAACACUAUGAUAAGGGCCUUCUCAACUGCCCAUUCUCCCCUUAAUUCCAUUGAAUUCUUCAUUAGAAUGAUGGAACAAGGAGUUGUACCUAAUAAGUUCACAUUCCCAUUUGUGAUCAAGUCCUUUUCCUUCUUGCUAGCUUUGUUGUUGGGGAAAGCCAUUCAUGGGCUUGCUCUAAAGAUGGGUGUCGACUCCGAUGCCUAUGUGAAUAGCUCCUUGAUUCGCUUUUACUCGAAUUGUGGCAGCAUUGAUGAUGCACUUCUCGUUUUCGAUAGAAGAUCCAAAAGGAAUGCUGUUUGUUGGAGUGCCAUGAUAGCAGGUUAUGCACAAGCUAAUCUUUUUAAGGAGGCCUUGCUCUUGUUCAACGAGUUUCAGAUGGAGAGGCUCGAACCCAACGAGGCCAUACUUGUAAGCGUCCUCUCAGCAUGUGCUCAUCUUGGUGCAUUGGAACAAGGGAGAUGGGUCCAUGUAUGUAUAGAGCGGAACAAAGUCUUGCUCUCUGUGAAUUUGGGGACUUCCUUGAUCAACAUGUACUCAAGAUGUGGAUAUAUAGAUGGCGCUGUUAUAGUGUUUGAUCAAAUGCCUCAAAGAAAUGUGUUGACAUGGACCUCCUUGAUAAUGGGUCUUGCAGUGAAUGGCCUUUGCAAUAGAGCACUAGUACUGUUUGAAGAGAUGCUCGAUGUUGGUCUCAGACCUGAUAGCAUAACCUUCAUCGGGGUCUUGACUGCAUGUAGUCAUGGCGGGCUAGUUAAUGAAGCUCAACAUCAGUUCGAUCGAAUGAUGAGAGAAUUUCGUAUUGUCCCCAAAAUUGAGCAUUAUGGUUGUAUGGUUGAUGUCCUUGGUAGAGCCGGGUUCCUACAAGAGGCAAACGACCUUAUAGAAAAUAUGCCAAUUGAGCCAGAUACUAUACUUUGGGGUGCUUUGCUCAAUGCUUGUAUUGUGCACAAGAAUGUAGUGCUAGGUGAGAAAGUGGGGCGUUAUCUUAUUGAUCUGGACUCUCAAAAUGAUGCGAAUUAUAUACUGUUGGCGAAUAUCUAUGCCUAUGUUAGGCGAUGGGGUGAUGCUCUAGAGGUUAGGAAGUUGAUGAAAAAGAGGGGUGUCAGGAAGUGUCCUGGGUGUAGUGUGAUUGAGGUCAAUGGCGUGAUUCACGAGUUCUUUAUGAGUGAUAAGUCGGACCAUCGAGCUUUGGAGCUAAAACCCAUGUUAGAUGAGAUGGUUCAGAGAAUCAGGGCGGCCGGUUAUGUGCCAAACACUUCCCAAGUGUUAUUAGAUAUUGAUGAAGAAGAAAAGGAACAAGCACUAUGCUAUCAUAGUGAAAAGUUAGCUAUUGCCUAUGGUCUUAUACACGUGGAUCCUAAGGUGCCUAUCAGAGUUGUGAAGAACCUUCGUGCUUGUGUUGAUUGCCAUACUGCAACUAAGCUCAUCUCUAUGGUAUUUGGUAGACAGAUCAUAGUAAGGGACAGGUUGAGGUUCCACCAUUUCAAGGGUGGGGAAUGUUCUUGUAUGGAAUAUUGGUGAGACAAGGAUAUAUUUGUUUGAAGUUCUUUUUUAGUGGGAUUCUGUCCUCUUGGUAAUAGUGGUUGAAGCAUUAAAGCUCUUUAUUCAGGUAUAGAGAUAUCAAGGGUGCGUUUAAACGGA
Messenger RNA from Amborella trichopoda, 2058 nucleotides. The record is from RefSeq and is a predicted model, not a curated record. Lineage: Eukaryota; Viridiplantae; Streptophyta; Magnoliopsida; Amborellales; Amborellaceae.